Mya arenaria is the source of this 2078-nucleotide messenger RNA. RefSeq names its product interferon-induced protein 44-like. The transcript has 8 exons. The record is from RefSeq and is a predicted model, not a curated record. Bases 233 to 1660 code for a protein of 475 amino acids. NCBI's taxonomy places the organism in Eukaryota, Metazoa, Mollusca, Bivalvia, Myida, Myidae.
AAUUUGCGUUAUCGUUAUACAAGGAAAAGGACAAGUUUUGGAUUUAUAAAGAUUGUUUUGCUGAGAGGGCAACGCUAUUUGUCGUUUAUUUUUAAAAGUUCAAGGGGAGAGUAUAUUGGAGUAAUCAUAUGGUCAGUCGGUUGUCGCGCGGACGGUCUGAUGCGUUACGUUAGUGGGGCGAACUACUUACACACUUUACGAGUAUUUGUUCUGGAAUAAGAGAACGACGAACAUGUCUAAAGGCCGGUUAACAGAGGAGAAUAUGGACGAUAUAGAAAAGAUGAUAGGAGAGGGCCGGAAACGCUUCACCUUGCUCUAUAGCAUCGCCCGGGACGCUUGUGAUUCCGACAUAUUCCAUCAGAGAUGUGACAACAAGGGUCCUACUGUGACCAUGCUGUAUAACCCCAAGGGCUCAGUGUUUGGUUUCUAUACAGGCAUAGACUGGAAAAGCGAGGGGGGCUGGGAAAAAGACACAAAAAACUUCCUUAUUCAACUAAGCUACUUUGGAAACAAGAGGUACACUAAAUGUCUCACAAAAAAUUCUAGUGCUGUGAUUUUUGGGAACAAAAGAUAUGGACCAUGGUCUGAAGCAAUCAAUUGCUUCAGUGGGAAAACGCUGGCACCUUGCAACGGUGUUUUUACCCUUAAUGGGAACAUGGAUAGCUUCACAUCAGAUUCCUAUGACACCUGUGGCCUUUCCCCGAGUGACGUGAACAACGGGAGCAUGGAGGUUAUAGACCUGGAGGUCUAUAGUGUUGCAGAUGGAAAACGGUCCCCGAAACACGACAUAGAAUGUCCGUGGCGUACACAACCACAGUGGAACCCGGAGUACGUGUCGCAGCUGUCGGAGGAGCUAUCAGCCAUCGAAAUCACAACAAAGCCUCGAUUGUUGUUGCUGGGAACAAUAGGGGCCGGCAAGUCCAGCUUUGUGAACACGGUCGCCUCCGCACUCGCGGGCCGCAUGGUCCACCUUGCCAGCUGUGGGACGGAUAGACACGCCGCCACAAGCACGUACUCUCCUUACCGUUUGCGUUCAACAACAGGAUCGUAUCUCGACUUAAAACUCUGCGACACCCCGGGUUUGGAGCGGUCUCAAGGAAUAGACAUCCACGAGCUACACUUUCUCCUUGAUGGAAACGUACCUGAAAACUAUGACUUUAACCCUACACAGUCCCUUUCACUGAAGUCCCCGGAUUUCGUGUUUAACCCGAAAGCUGGCGAUCUUGUCCAUUGUGUUGCGAUAGUUGUUGAUGCCACAGCCGUAGAUGAUAUGUCUGGAGAAACGCAAGAACAACUGAACAACUUCAAGCAUGUCAUCUUUAAAAAACGCAUUCCCUUGGCGGUUUUGCUGACAAAGGUCGACGAGGUCAGCAAUAAUGUCCAGAAGAAGCUUGAUGACAUAUUCAUGAGCACAGACGUUGCAAAACUGGUGAACAAGACGGCCAAACUAUUGGGGGUUCCCCGAAACGUUGUAUUUCCGAUCAAGAAUUAUGAACACGAAAUGGAACCGGUAGAUUCCGUGAACUCUUUGGCGUUAUUUGCGCUCAAAAGAAUGGUUGAGAUGGCGACUGAUCAACUUGCCAAAUCACACUUUGCUGAAGGAGCGGAGAGAAGCGGGGAUAUUGAUCCAAAAGCAACAAACAUGUCAGACACGGCGUAAGACAAACGGGGCAAUGAACUGUGUUGAUUUAAAGCUGAUGAACUUUUGCGUUCUUUUAUAAUUUUGGAGUGUCAGAAUAUUUUUACUGAAAUAACGUUUUUUUAUGUACAAGCUGUAAAAUAUCACCGGUGUUGUCAGACAACGCAACUUUUACUUCUCGUCUCGAACAUUUUCACAUUCGAACUUCUCCAUUCAGACGAAAUUAUUUACCACUGCUAGAUGAUAGAGACGGGGCAAGAAAACAGUAAUUUUGUUAUUAUAUAAUUUAUAUUAUAUCGAAUACUAAUAACUUUUUAAGAAACUGUUAUAGAGAUAGUGUAAGCCGUUUUCGAUUAUUUAAGUAAUUUGUUUUUGCUUUUUCUACUUUUUUCUGCAUUGCAUGUUUUUGCGCUUUAUUAAAUAAACUUUGAAAGGUGAA